AUGAAGACGUUGGUGGUAUUCGAUUUCGAUCACACAAUGGUCGAUGACAACAGCGACACGUGGGUGAUCAGGUGUCUUCCAGGUCAGAAGCUACCUGAAUCCCUGAAGAAAUCAUACAGAAAAGGCCACUGGACUGAGUACAUGGGCAGAGUGAUGGAUUAUAUAGGUGACCAGGAUGUGAGUGUAGAAAGCAUUCGUGCCGAGAUGGAGCGCAUUCCAUUGACGGCGGGAAUGAGCGAGUUACUAACAUUCAUAUCACGCAACAAGAGCGAUAUAGACUGCGUGGUAAUCUCUGACGCCAAUUCGCUCUUCAUUGACUGGAUCCUCUGCGGCGCUGGGUUGCGUUCGGCUGUGGACCAAGUAUUCACCAAUCCAGCCGGAGUUAACGCGCGGGGCCGUGUGGAAGUGCAGCACCACCAUGUGCACAACUGCCGCCGCUGCCCCAUAAACAUGUGCAAGAAGAAAGUUUUAGAGGACUACCUGGCCCAGCGGAACAGGUACAGCCACGUAUUUUAUGUGGGCGACGGUGCCAACGAUCUCUGCCCUGUCACUUGCCUGCGGGGGUGUGAUGUAGUCAUGCCCAGGGAGGGAUACGCCCUAGAGGAGCUGUUGGAGGACAAGAGAGAGACUUUGAAAGCCAGAAUUGUUACUUGGAGUAGUGGAACCCAAGUCUUACAAGAGCUACAAGCAAGUUUAAGAACCAAAACGGAUAUAAUCCUGGACUAA
Molecule: messenger RNA, 726 nt
Organism: Nerophis lumbriciformis (worm pipefish)
Lineage: Eukaryota; Metazoa; Chordata; Actinopteri; Syngnathiformes; Syngnathidae
Source: RefSeq, a predicted model, not a curated record